AUGGUGAAGAAGCGAGGAGUGAACCAGCGCACGGGCAAGCCGUUCAUCGAGUGGUGCGCGGAGAACGGGAAGCGCGGCGAGAGGCUCGCCAACGAGUUCCGCGAGGAGCUGCCGACGGAGCUGACGAAAGGGUCGAACUACAAGGCGAAGUGGAAGUGUUUGACGUGCAAGCACGUGUGGCGGGCGAAGGUGAACAACCGCACGAGGAGCCACAAACCCGGCGGUUGCCCGAAGUGCGCGAAACGUGCGCCGGCGAGCAAGACGAACAACUUCAUCGUGUGGUGCGAGAAGAACGGCGAGCUCGGCAAGAAGCUGUCGCGCGAGUACGUCGAUAAGGACAAGCCGCCGACGGAGCUGACGUUUGCGUCGCACUACAAGGCGAAGUGGAAGUGCAGCAACGUCGAGUGCAAACACGUGUGGCGGGCGCAGGUGUGCCACCGCACGAACAGCGACAGACCCAGCGGGUGUCCGAAGUGCGCGAAUCAACUGCCGCUGAGCAAGACGAACAACUUCCUCGAGUGGUGCGAGAAGAACGGCGAGCUCGGGAAGAAGCUGUCGCGCGAGUACGUCGAUAAGGACAGGCCGCCGACGGCGGUGACGAAAGGGGCGGACUACAAGGCGCUAUGGAAGUGUGGGAGGUGCUCGCACGAGUGGCGUGCGAGGAUGGCCCACCGCACGACGAGCGACAAACCCACCGGGUGUCCGGGAUGCCACCCCAAAGGACCCAAGAAGCGCCAGCGCGUCGACUGA
Molecule: messenger RNA, 750 nt
Organism: Micromonas pusilla CCMP1545
Lineage: Eukaryota; Viridiplantae; Chlorophyta; Mamiellophyceae; Mamiellales; Mamiellaceae
Exons: 1
Coding region: 1-750 (249 amino acids)
Source: RefSeq, a predicted model, not a curated record